Schizosaccharomyces octosporus yFS286 is the source of this 1359-nucleotide messenger RNA. Its product is annotated as transaltion initiation factor. The record is from RefSeq and is a predicted model, not a curated record. Bases 119 to 1210 code for a protein of 363 amino acids. The transcript has 4 exons. Gene Ontology annotation, molecular function: RNA binding. Lineage: Eukaryota; Fungi; Ascomycota; Schizosaccharomycetes; Schizosaccharomycetales; Schizosaccharomycetaceae.
GGUGUUAUGGGGAAAACAUAUCAAACUUAAGCCUGACCUACAGGAACGCCUGAAUUGUUAAAAAAACAAGACAUAACGGUUUUGACAUAAAGUACAAGACCAAAGAUAAACAUUUAUAAUGGGUCCAAAAAAGAAUUCGAAGAUGAGUCUUACUGCCUUCUUGGGCGACGAGCAAUUCGGCUCUACUAGCUGGGCUGACGAUGUCGAUGAUUUGCCUUCGUUGCCCCAAGAACGUCCUAGCUUCCGUAGUAACUACUCUGCAGCAGAAGCUCCUUCUCCCGCUUACGAGACCGCUGGCCGUCCUAUGGCUGGUGAAGGUCGUCGUGACGCUGGUUUUGAACGUGAAGCCGUCCCCAUUCCCUCAGAGCCUCCUUUCACUGCCUACAUUGGUAACUUGAGCUUUGACUUAACGGAAGCCGAUAUUGCCGACUUCUUUGGUGAAGGUGUUACUAGCGUCCGUCUUGUCACCGACCCCAUGACUGAGCGCUCUCGUGGUUUCGGUUACGUGGAGUUUGAGAGUGCUGAUCUCUUGAGCUCUGCUAUGGUUUUGUCCGGUGAGAGUCUCAUGGGACGUGCUAUUCGUAUUACUGUUGCCGAGCCUCGCCGUGCUGCACCUCGUGAUGACCGCGACUGGGUUCGCCGUGGACCUCUCCCCCCUGCCGAGCGUAGAGACAGUGGUUCCCGUGACGGCUUCAUGAAGCGUCGCACUGUACGUGAUCCUGCUCUUGAGCCUCGUGAAUCUCCCCGUGAAGAGCGUGAGUGGAUUCGUCGUGGUCCUCUUCCAUCUCGUGAAACCAACAGUCGUCCUCGCCUCAACUUAAAGCCUCGCUCCGCUACUAACGUACAAUCUGAGACUUCUUCAUCGACCUCUACUCCCUCAAGCAAGCCCAAGGCUGAUCCUUUUGGCGGUGCCAAACCCGUAGAUAACACUCCUAUUCUUAAGCGUGUUGAAGAAAAGCUUGCCACCAAGCGUACUCAAGUCACCCGUAAAGACAGCACGACUUCUUCCAAUAACGAGGCUCAAAGUGAAAAGAAGGAGGAUAAUGCCGUUGAGCCUGUUACAGAAAAACUCUCGGAAGUAAAGGUUGCUGACCAAAACGAGGUACCCGAGAACACUCAAGCCGAAGCACCAAAAGAUGUGGAAGCUGCUCCCGUUGCCGAAGGAGAAGAUGAAGGUUGGACAAAAAUAGGAAAGGGUCGUAAGUUUUAGACAAGCCGUUUUUUUGGUUCCUUUUUGAUAUAAUAUUGGAAGUAAUGAUGAUAACUUGUUUCUGGUUUCUCAAAUAAAAUACAAGUGUUUUAUUUAUAUUUUCAGCAUUUGCUUAGCGUAGCAUGUAUCUUUUAGAGUCUUUUGAUCGA